AUGGCUUCACGACGCAAUAAUAACAGCAGCGAAGAGUCAGCGGCUUCAGGAGCAUCUUCUAUCGCCCGAGAUGCCGAAGUGGCUCGCAGUUUUCUUGACUCCACUGAGCUCGCACUCCAGAGUGACUCGGUAAUUCUGCACAGGUCCCUCAACUUGAAAUCUGUGAUUUCAACAAUAUCUUCUUUCAGUUGCCGCUUCCAGAGUGCGCGGUUCAGAACAGAUCUCCAAGAAAUCAACCAAAUCGGUAUUGGCCUUCAAGGCGCUAUCUUUGAGAUUGUUGGAAAGCUUCCUGUGAUCAAAAAGGAAACCCCAGGAAACGAAAUGCGAUCUUCAAACCUUCGCCGCGAGUAUCAAACCCAUUGCGAUGUGUCAGCCGCUUUUCAACAGUACCAAAGCGUCACUCAGAAUGUGGUACAUGUUCCAACCCCACAUACUUUCAUCUGGAAGACUGAAGAGGAUUCAUUCUGGAAUGAAAUCAUGCCGAAAAUGCCUCAGGCCUUUCGCCAACGUGGAAAUGUCGUGACUAUGGAGCGAAUCCUUCCAUUACCGAAGGUUGUACGAAAAGCUCUUAUCACUCACGUAUAUGGUCGUGAGAGGAAUUUGAGCACCACGGACAUCGAUUCUAUUCUCCACAGUCCUGCUAACAAACACUGUCUUGCACGGGUUUAUUUAGGUAAAGCCAAUGGUUCCAUGAGUCACAAUAAAACAGAUUUACUUCGAAACAUCCCUCUCCAUCUUGGUAUCCUCAAUGAGCUCGGUAUCGAUACAUUCACGCUUGCUCUUGAAAUGGGGAAGUCAUAUGCAACCUUGCACUGGGGCGCCGCUACCAAUGGGGAUGAUGUGGAGUUUGUCCUUGGGACAUCAGUCUCCGAUGAACGGAGUGCCCACAACAACUUCCCAGAUUUUCAGCAUCGCGCCAUCGGCUUCUAUCUUUUGGAUUUCGGGCAAUGUGAGGCAGUUGAUUUGGCGAAAAACAGCGAUGAUGUGUACCAAGCUUUCAAAGGAGCUUUGGUAACCGGAGACAACCAGCUUUUUAUCCCACAUUACUCAAAAAGCCCAACAUUAUUCGCAUCUUUCAAGAAGGGGUACAUUGACGCUGGAAAUGCCAUCCUAUCGGCCAAGCACCUCACUAACAAGUUCAACAUGGUGGACUUCAUGCAGCAGUACGAGGAGUAUGCCGAAGAUUUCUUGUAUUAG
Molecule: messenger RNA, 1197 nt
Organism: Penicillium verhagenii
Lineage: Eukaryota; Fungi; Ascomycota; Eurotiomycetes; Eurotiales; Aspergillaceae
Exons: 1
Coding region: 1-1197 (398 amino acids)
Source: RefSeq, a predicted model, not a curated record